Molecule: messenger RNA, 1047 nt
Organism: Fusarium coffeatum
Lineage: Eukaryota; Fungi; Ascomycota; Sordariomycetes; Hypocreales; Nectriaceae
Exons: 2
Coding region: 1-1047 (348 amino acids)
Source: RefSeq, a predicted model, not a curated record
AUGAAGGCUAUUCUCCCCAUCACCGCCUACAUCAUGGCCUUCGCCCAAAAGGCGUCAGCUCGUCGCUUAGACUGGGCCGGAGAGCCUCUGAAAGCACCUAGUUCUGUCUUUGUGACCUGGGAAAUCGCCCACGCUACUGGCGAUCAGAUCAUCUUCGUCGCCGAUAGUGAGGCAAAGUCUCUUCUCACCUAUGCCUGCGACGAUAACGUGACCCUUGAUGGUGUCUCUAUUCAGGUCUCAGCAGACGAGACCGGCAAUGGGGAUAUCACCGUCGGAGAUGCACGCUACCCUCUCGAGUUCGAGCUUGCCAGGUCUGGUGGAGUUGUCUGCGAGGCCCGAUGGAACGCUGAUAUCACUGCCGUCGAGUGCGAAGUCCCUUGGACUGCUGAUGGUCCUAGUCUCUUCCAGAGCGAAAGCCUUGAGUACAACAUCACGGCCCAGUGUCUCGGUCGAGCGGCUGAUGAUGACCUCGUUAUGGUCGGUGCCUUGACCGACGAGGAGAUGCAGGUCUUUCCUGCCAUCGACGAAGAGGACGGGGCAGAUGAAUCUGACUCGAAACAUCUAGAGUCCCGACAAUGCUGGGACCAGGCUCCGGUUGUUAAGAAGGAUGGAAACGGAUACCCUAAGAAGUGGAGACUCCACAAGCAGAUCACGGACCGUAUCCACUGUGGCAAGGGCGACUGCGAAAUGAGCGCUGGAAAGGAAUGGUCCGUCACGCACUCGGCAAGCUUCUCUCUCGAGGGUCUUGGAAAGGCUAGUUGGAUCUCAGGUGGCUAUUCUGUGGCGUGGACAAGGGGCAACUCCCAGACAGCCACCUGCGCCGGUAGUAAAGGACAGACCAUCUGCGUUGCGCAUUGGCAUGACCACCAGGAGUACUCUGUGAAGAGGGAGCGUUGGAACACUUGUGCGCUUAGGCCAAUCAAGGAUUCUUACUACACCUAUUCGCCCUUUACCAAAGGAAGCAGACAGUCAUUUUACUGCAAGCGUUCUAACUGCAAGGGUUCGGGUCAGACCGGAUGGGUUAAGAAAGGCAAUGGUGUCUGGUAG